AGGACCAGAGAGAAAACAAUGCUCACUGUCAUAUCUGAACACUGAACGCCAUCUCGGGGAGGGCUGAGCCUCAGCCGUGCACCUAUUUAGGAUUCAAAUCUGGAAGAAAGCCCAUGGGCUGUAGGACUGAGCAGCCAGGCGCGAGCGAAAACAAACAGCUGGGGCUGCGCGCGCCCCCACUCCGGCCCCCAGAGCAAGCCGGACCGCGCCCCCGCUCGGGGCGCCCGCCCGCCCACCAUGAGGAAGAUCCGCGCCAAUGCCAUCGCCAUCCUGACCGUCGCCUGGAUCCUGGGCACUUUCUACUACUUAUGGCAGGACAACCGAGCCCACGCAGCAUCCUCCGGCGGCCGGGGCGCGCAGAGGGCCGGCGGGAGGCCGGAGCAGCCCCGCGAGGACCGCACCAUCCCGCUCAUUGUGACAGGAACACCCUCCAGAGGCUUCGAUGAGAAGGCGUACCUGGCAGCCAAGCAGCUGAAGGCCGGAGAGGACCCUUACAGGCAGCAUGCCUUCAACCAGCUGGAGAGUGACAAGCUGAGCCCAGACCGAGCCAUCCGGGACACCCGCCAUUACAGUUGCCCAUCUGUGUCCUACUCUGCUGACCUGCCAGCCACCAGUGUCAUCAUCACCUUCCACAACGAGGCCCGCUCAACCCUCCUGCGCACGGUGAAGAGUGUCCUGAACCGAACUCCAGCCAGCCUGAUCCAGGAGAUCAUUUUAGUGGAUGACUUCAGUUCAGACCCUGAAGACUGUCUGCUUCUGACCAGGAUCCCCAAGGUCAAGUGCCUGCGCAAUGAUCGGCGGGAAGGGCUGAUCCGGUCCCGAGUUCGUGGGGCAGAUGUGGCCACAGCUGCCGUCCUCACCUUUCUGGACAGCCACUGCGAAGUGAACACUGAGUGGCUGCAGCCCAUGCUGCAGCGGGUGAAGGAGGACCACACCCGUGUGGUGAGCCCCAUCAUUGAUGUCAUCAGUCUGGAUAAUUUUGCCUACCUCGCUGCCUCUGCUGACCUUCGUGGAGGAUUUGACUGGAGCCUACAUUUCAAGUGGGAGCAGAUUCCUCUGGAACAGAAGAUUGCCCGGACCGAUCCCACCAAGCCCAUAAGGACCCCUGUCAUAGCUGGAGGAAUCUUCGUGAUUGACAAGUCCUGGUUUAACCACUUGGGAAAGUAUGAUGCCCAGAUGGACAUCUGGGGGGGUGAGAAUUUUGAGCUCUCCUUCAGGGUGUGGAUGUGCGGUGGGAGCUUGGAGAUCGUGCCCUGCAGCCGGGUGGGCCACGUCUUCAGGAAACGGCACCCCUACAACUUCCCUGAGGGCAAUGCCCUCACCUAUAUCAGGAAUACCAAGCGCACUGCAGAGGUGUGGAUGGAUGAAUACAAGCAGUAUUACUACGAGGCCCGGCCCUCAGCCAUCGGGAAGGCCUUUGGCAGCGUGGCCACGCGGAUUGAGCAGAGGAAGAAGAUGAACUGCAAAUCCUUCCGCUGGUACCUGGAUAAUGUCUACCCAGAGCUCACAGUCCCGGUGAAGGAAGUGCUCCCUGGCAUCAUUAAGCAAGGGGUUAAUUGCUUAGAAUCCCAGGGCCAGGACUCAGCUGGGAACUUCCUGCUUGGAAUGGGGAUCUGCAGAGGGUCUGCCAAGAACCCCCCAGCACCCCAGGCAUGGCUGUUCAGUGACCAUCUCAUCCAGCAGCAGGGGAAGUGCCUGACUGCCACCUCCACCUCCAUCACCCCAGGAUCCCUGGUCAUACUGCAGGUGUGCAACCCGAGAGAAGGCAGGCAGAGGUGGAGGAGAAAAGCCUCUUUCAUCCAGCACUCAGUCAGCGGCCUCUGCCUGGAAGCCAAGCCCGCCCAGCUGGUGACCAGCAAGUGCCAGACCGACGCCCCAGCCCAGCAGUGGCAGCUGUUGCCGCACACAUGACGGUAGCCCGGGGCCUCCUGUACCUUUUGCAUGAGACUUUGGGACUGGAAGCGGGUUAGGGUGGGGGAAUGUAAAGCAGGCCGUUCCCAUCUCCUCACAUUUCUGCCGGAAUCAUCAGCAAACACCCCUGCCACGACACACGUUUCUCCAAAGCUUGUUUGGGGCGGGCACAGGGGAGCAGGCCCUGAGCAGGCUGCCGUCCCUGCCUUGCCCCAGAAGAGAAGGUCAGGAUGCUGGACUGCUGCUGGGAGAGACUGGGCAGGCCCCGUGGCCCUUUGUCCCCUCCUUUCACCCUCCUGGGGUCCUGGACAGUGUUUUGCGGGCCCUCCCCUGUUGGCUGGGGAGAGAAGGACAGAAGCCCACAGAGGGCCCCCACGGGAUCACAGGGCCCACCUGUGGGAUCAGCAUGUGGGCAGCAUGGCUGGGGAGGCUGUGGGCAGGAGCAGGGAGAGGCAGCUGGAGAACAGGAAGGAGGUCAGAAGCUCCAUGGCCUGUCCCAGGCAGGUGCUGGGCUGAGUGUGGGAGGGAUGGAUCUGGAGCAAAGGAUGAAUAAUUUGAAGAAGGAUGUGGAUGGAAAAGCAGCAGAGCACCAAAAGAAUUAGUUUCUUCCCAACAACCCACAGUUCGUCCCAUGCCAUGUCAACCCUGGGCAUUGUGCCCUGCACUCUGGUCUCCACAUUCCCAGCAAGAGGCUGCCGAGGGGGUCUGCACGGGCAGCCUUGGGACACAGUUUAUUAAACAGAUCCCACUUCUGUUUGGCCAUGUGUCAGGCCAAAACCUUUCUCUUGGGCCUUAAGACCUGCUGGUGCCCUGUUCCCUCUGCCUGAGCCUAUGGUGAUGACCGUGUAAGGGCAGGCAGCCACCAGUGCACCACUGAGCAGCCCCCAUCGUCAUCCAGACUUUCUGACUCCUGCCUUCUCAACAGCCUUUGCCUCUGUAAAUGCAGCAUUAUGGUGUCGAGGCGGCUGGGAAGAACAGGACCUCCCUUCUGGAGCUAAGACACUCCAGAAGGAGUCACUCCCGAAGACAUUAGGGAGUAAGUCCUGUGGCCUAAGCCUCAUCCUCACCCCUCCCCACUGCAGGAGGGAGUUCUGAGAGGGUCAGUUCCCACAGUGAGGGGUGGGGGCAGGAGCUGACUGGCGUCUCUCCUCUGUGUGGAGAAUCCCCGGUUUCUUCUCACGGCCACUGGGCUCAGGGCCUGGUCUUGGAAACGUUUCUGCUGUUCUCAUAUUCUCUUCCCCAACCCUACUGGCUCAGGCAGUGUGAUCUUUGGCAAAAGACCAGGGAUAUGAGGACCCCUGGGCAUCCCCCUCCCAAAGCAAAUCAGCCUGAGACCUCUAGGGAGUUCAUGGAUUCCAGAGGGCCUGGGAAUCUCCUGAAAUUGUCCCCCAGAUAGUGCAUGUGUGUGCAUAUGCGCAUUUUCCUGGAGAGAGAGGGUCCAUGGAUUUCCCCAGCUUCUUACAGAGGUCCCUGGUCCCCAGAGGAUCUGAACCUCUGCUCUAGAUUGGAGCAAGCUGCCAUGCCCCUUCUCCCUCCCUGGCGUGCCUAGACUGCUAGGGUCCUGCUCCUCCACGUGGCCCACAGGCCAGCAGCCCCACCUGGGGGGGUCUCAGUGGCUUCUUGUCACCCCCUGGCUCUCACUAGGCCCUCACAAGCAGUGCUCUUGUGCCCCAGCACGGGGCCCUUGGCCCCCAGGGCCACCAUCUUGCAUCCUCUGUCGCCACGUUUCUUCCACCCCCAUCUCUGUUGUACGUGUCUCUCCCCCUCCCACAGGCAGUGUGGACCCUUGGGGAUGGGGGGGCACAGCUUCCCUCACUGAAUGUAAGGGGGCUACUGAUCAGAGAAGCCUCUGAGAACUCCUUGCUUCCCCCUGGUCAGACUGCGCUUGUCAGCCACCCCUUGUGGGACUCAGCCCUGGUCUAUUCUUGCUUUUCCUCUCCUUGAGCAAAGCAUGUGCCACUAGCUGUCCCUGAGGGCCUUGUCUUUAUGAAACACACACUUGGAAUAAAACCACUUCUCACAUGUA
Canis lupus familiaris (dog) is the source of this 3937-nucleotide messenger RNA. It is a transcript of the gene GALNT16, whose product is annotated as polypeptide N-acetylgalactosaminyltransferase 16. NCBI's taxonomy places the organism in Eukaryota, Metazoa, Chordata, Mammalia, Carnivora, Canidae. Gene Ontology annotation, cellular component: Golgi apparatus. The transcript is spliced from 16 exons. The record is from RefSeq and is a predicted model, not a curated record. Bases 238 to 1911 code for a protein of 557 amino acids.